Messenger RNA from Hemibagrus wyckioides, 2335 nucleotides. RefSeq names its product nuclear transcription factor Y, gamma (gene nfyc). Gene Ontology annotation, cellular component: nucleus; CCAAT-binding factor complex. Bases 197 to 1285 code for a protein of 362 amino acids. Gene Ontology annotation, biological process: regulation of DNA-templated transcription. Gene Ontology annotation, molecular function: DNA-binding transcription activator activity, RNA polymerase II-specific; protein heterodimerization activity; DNA binding. The record is from RefSeq and is a predicted model, not a curated record. NCBI's taxonomy places the organism in Eukaryota, Metazoa, Chordata, Actinopteri, Siluriformes, Bagridae. The transcript has 11 exons.
UUUGAAAAGGGGGGUCGUUGCUUUCCUCUCGGCUUCGGGAUCGGCGUGCAAUGCCGACUGCCUGCCCCACACACAGCCUUUGUUUGCUCCCAGGACAGAGCCUGUGGACUAGAGAGUUUCUCUGUCCACCUCUGAAAGAAACUCGGAUCCUCCUCCAGGCUGCAGUGCACUAUGAAGGGCACAAGAAGAUCUGGAGAUGUCAGGAGACUCCUUCGGAGCAGCUGGAACAGAUGCCCAGCAGAACCUGCAGUCCUUCUGGCCCAGGGUCAUGGAGGAGAUCAGGAACCUCACUGUGAAGGAUUUUCGCGUGCAGGAGCUUCCACUUGCUCGCAUCAAGAAAAUCAUGAAGUUGGACGAGGACGUGAAGAUGAUCAGUGCUGAGGCUCCAGUGCUUUUUGCUAAAGCAGCUCAGAUCUUCAUCACAGAGCUCACUCUGAGAGCCUGGAUUCACACCGAGGACAACAAACGGCGCACACUACAGAGGAAUGACAUAGCCAUGGCGAUCACCAAGUUUGACCAGUUUGACUUCCUCAUUGACAUUGUCCCAAGAGACGACCUUAAGCCACCCAAACGACAGGAGGAGGUGCGUCAGUCGGUCGCCUCGACAGAGCCGGUGCAGUACUACUUCACGCUGGCGCAGCAACCCGGCGCUGUACAGGUGCAGGGGCAACAGCAAGGCCAGCAGGUGGCUGCACCCGCCACCGCCGCCACCACUCUCCAACCAGGCCAAAUCAUCAUCGCCCAACCUCAGCAGGGCCAGGUGUUGCAGGGGACCACCAUGCAGCAGCUACAGCAGGUGCAGGUAGCUCAGUCACAGGCUACCCCAAUCACGAGCGCUCCAGUGACCAUGCAGGUGGGUGAGGGCCAGCAGGUGCAGAUAGUGCAGGCGGCUGCACAGGGUCAGGCUCAAGCGCAGGCAGCACAACCAGCCGGCCAGACCAUGCAGGUCAUGCAGCAGAUCAUCACCAACACAGGGGAGAUUCAGCAGAUCCCUGUGCAGCUGAAUGCUGGAGGACUGCAGUAUAUCCGUCUUGCUCAGCCAGUUUCAGGAGCACAAGUCGUUCAAGGACAAAUACAGACCCUCGCAACCAACACCCAGCAGGUAUCGCAGACAGAAGUGCAGCAAGGACAACAGCAGUUCAACCAGUUCACUGAUGGUCAGCAGUUGUAUCAGAUCCAGCAGGUGACGAUGCCUGCGGGUCAGGAGCUCACUCAGCCUAUGUUCAUCCAAUCAACCAGCCAGACAGCUGAUGGCCAGGUCAGCACGCAGGUCAGCGCCGACUGAUGUGCCUCACUUCCUCUCUGACACCCAGGCACUGACUGCGCCGUAACCACACUGUUCCAGACCAGCUCAAUCAGAGGGAUCCCUACCACACCACUCUCAAUACCCACACACGGCACCAUUUCUAUUAUCAUGCAUAGACAUAUGCAACGCCAACAAGGCCAACUGCUCUAACUGCAGUUGAUGCAACUUUUGUUUCUUCCUGACUGCAGUUGUUUAAAAUUGAUCACACUGUGGCAGAAAUAUAAUUAGCUUUUGCCACAGCUGGGGCUAUCCUGGUAAGUUUAGUUCACACUGCUCCCACCACAAUGUCUGGCAACACACAUCCUGACCCUGAACAUUUUCCUGUCUUCAGCCAAACAACAUAUUACUCUAAAUGCAUUUUCCUUAAAAUUACAAAACCACGCUUUAGUGUUUUUCCAGACUGGUAGGUGGGAACAUUGUGUUCGAAGUGGAGUUGUUGUGGUUAAUCACAUAACUUUCUAAUCCAAAUGUUAUGGAGCUCUUUGGAUGUUUGGCCCCAGAUGAUCUCUGUCGAUCAGAUCUCAGUACAAAGACUCCAGUCUUCCCUGCAGUGUAUCGGUGAUGGUGGUCUGAUCGAUGUGUGAAGACUCCUGCCUUGUGAAAGGUCUUGGGGAAUCCUGCCUCUGAGCUCUGUGUGGUUUCUGAAUAAAAUCUUCUGUCCUGGCUCGAGUUUCUGUUAAGCCCUGAUUUGUCGAUCAUGUCGUCUUGUGUACAAUUCAAAACUUAAUGCUAAAGCCAUAAUCUACACAUCCUGUACAUGUCGAUCUCUGUAGUUUGUAUGAUAACUCUGAAAUUCAUUUUUAAUCGUAUUUACUUCAAUUUUAUUAGUUACUUGUAUAGUUCUGCAAUUUGAACAUGUGAUAUUGUUGAAAGGGCUUCUUACUGUUGGAUUUUCUACAUGCAAAACAGUGUGUGUGUGUGUGUGUGUUUGGGUGGGUGGGUUGAUAAAGGGUGUAUGAGUGUAAUGGUUUGUGUAUUCCUUGUGUUUGAUAUUGUGCAUUAAAAUCCCUCUUUGGACCAGAUAUGAAA